AUGAGCAACGAUCAUCAUUAUCAACAUCAUCCACGAACUGUCAUACCCGUGACAGUAAAUCCAAGCGAUGAUCAACGUUAUAUACGUUUUCGUUCAUCGGAAGGAACAUCAAAUGAUAUACAUGAUCGAAUGAGUACACGUAUGCGUGAUUUUGAAGAAGAAUGUCGACGAUGGCGAGAAAAAUUUUUUAAUGAAUCAAGAACAGAACCAAGUUCAUAUCCAUCAUCAUCAUUAGUUCAUUCAAAACCACGAAUGCGUGUGGAUUUUCCUGAUUUUCCCGAAUUCGGUGGAGUUGAUUGGCCAACAUUUCGAGGAUCAGCAUCAGGUUUAGGUACAACACCAAAUACAUCAGGUCAACGUGCAUUUAUUGAAGAAGAUAAUGAUGGACGAAAAAAAUAUAAAAUUCAAUUUGAUAUUGGUGAAUUUCGUCCCGAAGAACUCAAUGUCAAAGUUGAUGGUCGUAUGUUAAUUGUUAAAGGUGAUCGUCAAGUUAAAGUUGGUAACGCAACUGAAUCAAAACAAUUUAAUCGUGAAUUAACAUUACCAGAAUUUGUUGAUGUUAAAACUUUACAAUCAUAUUUAUCGGAUGAUGGUCAACUUACAAUGGAAGCACCUGUACUUAUGGAUCGUGUUUAUAAUGAUUCAGGUUUAUCAGCUAUAACAUCAGCACCAAGUACAUUUCGUCAAUCAAGUCCAGGUCGUGUUGUUGAUACAACAUUUACUGCUGGACGUCAACCAACAACUCUUACUAUUGGUAAUAAUCCACCAAGUUCAUAUUCAUCAUCAUCAUCAUUUCGACAAGAAAGUAAUAGUAGUGUUGGAUCAAAUAAUUUUCAUCGUAAUAGUCCAUUACGUGAUCAAUAUUCAUCAACAAGUUCAACAUCAACACUUGUUGGUAGUAGUAAUAAUCCAACUCCUGUUACAUUUUCAACAAUAACAUCACGACCAGAAUUUUCAAAUAGUGAUCGUAAUGAUGGAAGUAAACUUGUUACAUAUAAAUUUAAUUUAAGUGAAUUUGUACCUGAAGAUAUAGCUAUACAAGUUAAUGAUACAAUGUUAAAAGUUAGUGCCUUAAGACAAGAACGUGAUGGACGUGGAACAAGUCAUCGAGAAUUUAAACGUGAAAUUGGUUUACCAGAUGGUGCUGAAGCAAAAAAAUUAACAAAUACAUUAAGUGCUGAUGGUAUUCUAACAAUACAAAUCCCAGUACGUGAUAUUCGUCCACCAUUAACACCAACAUAUCAAUCGCAACAAUUUAGUUUACCAACAAAUAUUGGUGCAAAUGAUUCAUAUAUAGUGGGUGAUCAACAACUUAAACUUACAUUUGAUUUAAGUGGUUAUAAACCUGAUGAUGUUAGUGUUAAAGUUAAUGAUAAUGUUUUAAAAGUUCAAGCUGUUCAUAUUGAUAAUACACGUGGUAAUCAAAUUAAUCGUGAAUAUAUGCGUGAAUAUGUCUUACCAGAUUGGGUUGAUGUGAAUAAUUUACGCGCUAAAAUGAGUGAGGAUUCAACACUUACUGUUGAAGUACCAAUACCGCAUGAUCGUGUACCUGCAUUCAACCGUCAAAUUAAAAUUACGCAAUAG
Molecule: messenger RNA, 1584 nt
Organism: Rotaria sp. Silwood2
Lineage: Eukaryota; Metazoa; Rotifera; Eurotatoria; Philodinida; Philodinidae
Source: the annotation of a GenBank genome assembly